UCGCAAGCUCGCUGCCGUGGCCCGCACCCGUUAGUGAAAUAUCGACACAUAUAACUUAAUAUAACUUUAUUGUCAUUAUUAUUCAUUAAUAAAUUUAAAUUUUCGCCAUGUUUAAGUCAAUUAUUGCUGUGUGUUUGUGCGUUGUUUUAAUUGAGGCACGUCCGAAAUGGCAAUACCUACCAGCAGUGCCUGGUUACGUGCCAGUAUACAUUCGCAACGGAGAUACACCCCUCGAAGAAAUCAACCCUGAACUUGCUGAGGCAUUCCACGGUUUCCCAGCUGGACGCAGUGUGGGAAAACAGGUUGACGCCGUACCUGACACCCCAGAGCUAGCGGACCAACCGCAGUUCGACGUAAUCCCCGAACCAUCGGAAUCCAAUGAAAAACGCCCUUACGGAAAGAAACUUCUAGAAAAGAAGAAGAAAGCCUCCUUCGACAUAGUGAAGCCGGUGGAACGUAGAUAAGUCUCUAUGUACUUAAUUUAGUUUUAAAUUAACAAUGGAGAUGAUUUUUGCUAUGUCCACACUGGGCUGGUUUAACUUGCACUUACCGUCGCAAUUUUAAAGACGUUAAAGCCAUGAAACCUGUUUUAAUGAUAAUGCAUUUGUAAGGCUGAAAGACAUCUUUAAUAUACAAUGAAUUUCGACACUUCCAUGCAUUAAUUGCCGUAACAAUUAUUCUAGAAUAUUACGUGAAAUACUUAUUAUCGCUAAGUGGAAAAGAACUCAAAUUACUCUACAAUGUUACUUUUCAUUCAAAUUCAAUUUGGAAUCAUACACCUAUGAUAUUAUAAAAUCGGGGCUCCGGCCCUAUGAUUUUGUACUUUUUAUUCCAAAUUUUAAGUUUAUCUUAUAUGAAUAAGUUUUUAAAAUAAAAAAAAUAUUCGAAAAAAAAUGCAUCCCAUUUUCGUAAUCUGUAUGAAAAACAAUAUAUUAUGUUAUUGACAUAAGGAAAGAAAUCGAAUAUGUAUACACUUAUUCUAUUUACUUAGACGCACAAAAAUUAACACAGUGUGGACAUAACUUAGGAGUUUGAUAUACGAUCAUCAAACUCAUUCUAAGCUUGCCAAUUAGCAUAUACUUACUGUUAUUUAUUUUUAAAUAAUGUAUUUAUAAUAUUAAUUUUGCUACGCAUUAUAUUACAUGACCUGUAAACUUAUUAGCGAUUAAAUAUAAUAUAAAUAAUUU
Molecule: messenger RNA, 1187 nt
Organism: Pararge aegeria (speckled wood butterfly)
Lineage: Eukaryota; Metazoa; Arthropoda; Insecta; Lepidoptera; Nymphalidae
Exons: 2
Coding region: 108-464 (118 amino acids)
Source: RefSeq, a predicted model, not a curated record